Molecule: messenger RNA, 2216 nt
Organism: Actinia tenebrosa (Australian red waratah sea anemone)
Lineage: Eukaryota; Metazoa; Cnidaria; Anthozoa; Actiniaria; Actiniidae
Biological process (GO): Rho protein signal transduction
Cellular component (GO): plasma membrane; cell surface
Molecular function (GO): death receptor activity; coreceptor activity; nerve growth factor binding
Source: RefSeq, a predicted model, not a curated record
AACGGGGAAUUGAAGAUAGCCUUGGUAAAAAGUUGCUUUAAAAAUGGAUAGCGUUGAAUAGCUGAACGGAGGUCAAUGGUGUGGAUGUGUUAGAUCUGUGGCAGCCUUAGCACGGAGGACGUACUUCGGAUAGCCGUAGAGCCAGGAAUCCGAUACCUGCACACAUAAAAAAAUCCCUGAAGGAUUUGUAUUUGAAGCUAGGCGAUAAUGGUGCAUAAAUUCUCUAUUAUGCUCUGCUUCCUUCUGAUAAUACAAGACUGCAAAUGUAAGUCAAUCGAAAUCGUGGUCGAUAAAUGUGGUAUAGAAAGCAUCAAGGUAAAAAGAAGRGACGGGGACAUUAUUGGAUGUAUGCCAUGUGAGCCUUGUCCAGCCGGUCAACGACCCUAUUUUCCAUGUGGCUCGAUAAUCUUCAUAAAAGAUAUGUUCAAGAGCAGAUGUUCCCCCUGUCCAAAUGGGACCUACUCUGAUUCCUAUUCACGAUCUUCCUGUACACGUUGCAAACGAUGCGAACGAGGAUUAGUAGUAAGUCGUAAAUGUUCACCGACAACAGAUACCCAGUGCAUACCAAGAAUGUCUCACUGCAAAAAAGGUUUUUACUUCUCAGAAAUCGUCUUAGAAUGCCUCCCAUGUUCUAGUUGCUGUGACGACGGCAAAGAUAUCAAAAUUGAUGAAUGUGCAACACAGGGAUCCCAAAGCAAAAAACUCUGCAGUGUCCAUAGUUUUCACCGUUGCUUGAAAAACGUCGAUAAUGAAAAUGCAACUCAAAGCGUUGAAAAACGACUUCCUUACGAUUUCCCCACAACUAAAUUAUUUGCAACUAAGACUGGUAGUAAUAUAUUUGGCAUUUCUAACAGAACUCAUGCAAGAAAUGAAAAUAAACAGUCAAGAAAACAUGGGUGGAAAGAAUUGGAUAUAUAUCUUUUCUUAGUAAUUUCCUUAUGUACUUUAAUGAUCUUCAUAACAUUAGGUUUUAUAAUCAAACGCACAAGGAAGAACUCAGGAGCGCAAUGCUUUCAAAUUCCACCUAUGAGGCUAUCGAAAAGAAUAGACAUUCCUGAUAGGUGUAAAAGUGACCAAUCAGAUGAGCUAGAAGAUUGGUCGAAAAACGACGUCAAUAUUGGUAAAUAUUCAUUCACAUGCGGUGUUGUCAUAAAAUACGAUCCAGACUGCAAACAAGAUCGAUACAAGAACCUGAUAGUCGAACCUUUGAGCGAUAAACAUUUGAACGGUAAUUUUAAAAGCAUCAAGCAAGGGCAAUUAUUUCUAAGUCCAAUAUAUAGGUUUUAUUCUAAAGGAGAGAAAUUCGAAGAAUUAGUCAAGAUAAGCCUGCCUCACAGCGCUCUCUGGAAUUCCGAACACAAAAACUGGGACAUUGAUGUCCUCUGCAUGGAUGAAAGAAAGGGGAUAAAAGAAGCAAAAUGGGAAAGAAUAACUGAUGGUUUGGAAGUAAAUUGGAAAGAUGUAAGCUUUCAUACUGAUACACUGCUUACCUAUGCUGUUGUUGGAAAGCCACUGAAAGGAGCGAAGAAGAGAAUGCAGUUCGUGUUGUUUACCACGAGUGAGAUGAUAAGUGACCUGUUUGAAGUGUGUAUCCAUCUUCUUGAUGAUGACGAAACUUCAUUUCAGAAUGUUUUGAAAGAAAAUUCCCUAAAGGGCUUUUCCAUGCUUGGUUCUUUCUACGCUGCAUUUGUUGACUGUCACAGUUCAGUUGACAUCAACCUAAAUGUCGAGGGUUUGUUGGAUGGCUGGGAACUGGAUCGCCUAAGCCCAAAGGCCAUUUCCAGUUCGGUUUGCAAGGAGUCGUACUUCUCCAUACCAAGCUUUCAAGCCGCGUUUCGUCGCGUUAAAAGACGUGCUGAAAAAUUCAGCUGCAAAUUCAAAAUCAACGUUGCAGAAAGUGAAAUCAUCAUACCAGCGUUCACUUUUGUACCUGUGGAAGAUUUGUGCGUCGUUGUUGAUGUUCAUGAGCAAGAUCAAGACACUUCUUUCUUAAAAGAGAAGAAAACUCUCUUCAAAGACCUUCAUUACGAUACAAAGUAUGUAGCGGGUCGUAUGCUGGAUGUGUCCGUCAAGGGACAAGGUACAUGGCGUCAGCUGGGACGUCACUUCGGCCURACUGAUGACGUAAUAGAGCAGUUCUCUGUGGAGUACAGAACCCUCGAAGGCAGUCCAAGUCGAGCUUUGUUUGAAUAUCUAUCCAGCACUCAUCCCAGUAU